Molecule: messenger RNA, 3626 nt
Organism: Eublepharis macularius
Lineage: Eukaryota; Metazoa; Chordata; Lepidosauria; Squamata; Eublepharidae
Exons: 14
Coding region: 407-2134 (575 amino acids)
Biological process (GO): nucleus-vacuole junction assembly
Molecular function (GO): protein-membrane adaptor activity; protein binding
Source: RefSeq, a predicted model, not a curated record
UUGUGCGUAGUUAGAGCACUCAAAACAUGUUUUGCUUGCUGCAGAACAAAGGCAGGUUCUGAACAUACAGUUUGUGUUAGGAGAUAUUUCAUUUUUCUAUCAUCUACAUCAAGACAUAGUUGAUUAAGUCUGUCCCUGACCCAUACUUUUUACAGACUUCUUCAAAUACAAAAAAAGAUUUAUAUUAAGAUUCUGCUUUUCUCAUUCAGUUUCUUUGAACACGGGAAACUGCUUUAACUUUUUUUUCUGGCAGCAGGUUUAGAUAAUUAUGUCUGAUCUUAUCUAGACCAAGAUCUACAAUAAAAAGGAGCACUGGAGCAAGAGCUCAAAGCAAACAGCAGGGGAACAAACUCUUGGUCUUCGUACUUCAAUUCUCUCUGGUGUCUGCAGGAUCUGAAAGUCAAGAAUGGGUCAACUCUGUGCAAAGUGCACCCAGUUGCAGUAUGACCUUGUUCUCUCAGUGAAAAAGUUCUCCUCAAAUCUGGUGCAGGAUGUUAAAGAGUGUUUGGCUCAGAUCCGUGACUGCCCUUGCCUAAAGAGAACAAAGUUUGAGACCAGACACCUUUACAAGUCUACUCUUCAACAUCGUGAAGAGGUGAUUGCCCAGGAGUUUCUGCAGCGCGUUGAAAAAGGUUUUGAAAUAUCACCACUUGGUGAGCUCUCCCUGAUGGCGCUGAAGACCUUGGCAUGUUCUGAGAAUCCUGAUUUGCAGAAGUCUGCUUCCCUCUUUUACUUACAUAUAAGUCAAUGCUUGAACGUACAGCUGCCUGCAGAGCAUUUGGAAACAUAUUAUGUUCUGCUGAAGUCUAAUGACUUGGAGGUUCAGCAGAUUUCAUCGUUGUCCCUUGUCACUUUCUUACUGAAAGGAAAUGUACCCAAAGAAUAUGUGAUCCAAGUGGAUUUACUGGAGCCAAUUCUUGAGCUGCUUGAGUCAAGUGAUGCUACUGUCCAGUGUAAUUCCUGUGCCUGCAUAAUGAUACUUGCUGUCUCAGAUACCAACCGAGAAGCAAUAGCUUCUGCUGGAGGAAUUGUGCCCUUACUUACUCUUUCUAAAUCUUAUGAUCCUAGAGUCCAACAAUAUGCAGUCGGAGCGAUUUUCAACCUUACACAAUCAGAAUGGGUCCAGCAAAUUUUGUGUCGGCAAGGUGCUCUCCCUGUUCUCACUCUUUUGUUAGAGUCUCCUGAUUCAGAAGUGCAGUACUAUAGCUGUGCAGCUCUAAGCAACAUGGCAACAAACUCUCAACACCAUGAAGCCAUGUUGCAAACUGGGGACCGGUUUCUUCUGCGGAUGCUCCUUUCCCUCCUCUCUUCUUCUGUAGACAAGGUUUCAAACCAGGCUUGUGUUUGUCUCAGGAAUUUAGUUACAAGUGAGAGUGUCCAGACCAGCCUUAUUGCUAUGGGCAUCCUGCCCCACUUGCUCCCACUUCUUGAUUCGAACAAUACAGAAGUUCAACAGAAUUCGAUUGUUCUCCUCCGGAUGCUAUCCCAGCACCCAGACAACCAGGAUGUACUAGUGUGUCAUGAAGUGCUGCAGAGCGUGGGAAAGCUGCUGAUUACCAGGAAAACCAAUCCAGUGAUUAUUGGUCACGCUGCCUGUUUCAUCAAAAGUCUAAGCUAUUCAAAAAGCAUAAAGACAGUCAUUGAAAAUCCAUGUGUUGAAGGACUUCUUCAGGCUAUCCAUGAUGCUGAGUAUCUGGAUGAGGAAGCACUUCACUGUGUGACAUCCUGUCUUGGAGAGCUAGUGAAACAUGAAGGAGGUUUGUUGCGUAUCCUGGAAUUAAUGGAUGAACCACUGUUGAGUUGUCUCGUGAGGCUGGCAGGCCAAGUGGAACAAACAGAACCUUCCUUCCAAGCUGCCAUCGUGAUCAAACAUCUAAUACAGCAUGAGGAGGUGGUGUGUCUGCUGAAAUACCACCUCAGCAAGAUUCAGGAAUACCUCAUGAAGUACCUUACCCACCAGGAGACUCGCUUUCAGCAGUUGGGCAUAUCCACACUCUGUCUUUUACAGAAAGAUUUGGAAUUUUCAUCAGCGUUCAGACAGAGCCAAUUGAAGAAACACCUUGAUCAAAUCUGUCAACAAACUGAAGAAAUGCAAGAGCUCCUCAGGAUGGCUGUAAGCAACGUGGACACAUGAGAAAUUGUUCUGUUCUGUAUCCAUUUGUUGCAGAGAAAAUGGAUAUUUAAAUGUCACAGGCAUGACUUCAGAUAACGAAGCUCCUGUGUGGCCGCCUCAUAGCUUAGUUUGCAUGUUGUGUCUCUGGGCAAGCCAAGAGCCAGCAUAUGCAUCAUAAAAUUCUUCCUUCCACCCCUGGGAUGGACCACAAAAGUGUAAUUCACACAGGCAUGUUUUAUUGCUUUAUUACUCAUCACUAGAUUCAUAGAUGGAUGUGUGAAUAGACUUCACUGUAAAGUAUGGAAGUGACAUGGAUUCUGUUUAUACUGUUUUAUCAAGCAUGCAUAUGUGAACCAACUCGGACAGGCUUAUUGUACCUGUGGAGUCUGCAGAUUUGCAUCAUCCUUACAGAGUCUUUCCUAAACUGAAAGUGCCUACACUGGCAGAUUUGUUAGCUCAACUCUGACAGCAUGUAGUCCAUUAAACUAGGCAAAUAGCAAACAUACAGCACAUUUUGCAUACUCUUGGAUGUUCUGACAGCCUUGAAUUGACUGCCAAAAGCUUUGGAAGUUGGCAGCAUUCGUGGUCAAAGUAUCUAAACCAUCUGCUCCCAGAUGCCUGGUAGCAAACAAUUGGUAGAUACUUCCCACAUGAAAUUUUCUGAACAAAAACUUUAUUAAAAUUUAUAUUUAUAGAAUGAAAAAAGUGGUAGCUGGUAGUAUUAUGGUGCCUGUUUAUGUUUACACAUGAAUAAGGUUUUUUUUUCAGUCUGAAGAUAUAUUGUAAAGGGGUCUUCAGUUUCAUCAUCAGGAUUUUAUUACAUAAUCCAGAAUACGAUUUUUUGACACUUAGAUUAGCUGGCUUCUUGCUCCAGGUUUUAAUUAAAACUGUAUCUCAAUUUUUCAAAAUGUUCCACUCUGGAUGACUGUAAUAUGAAAUGUAUGCAUUUUAGAAACACCAGUCAAUACUCCAUGUUAUCCAAUUCACUGUAUGGCCCCACCUCUUCAGUUACUAUUGAAUACUAUUGAUGUUUCAUUCACUUGUAUUAGACUUUGCAGCAACAACCAAGAGUUCCACCAAAUAUGACUUGAGGUAUAUUUGCAACUAUCACUAUUCACCUCCAUGCGUAAUGAUAUCCCCCUAUCAAUUUAUGUGUCUCCUGAGUACCCAAACCAAAACACCAUUGAAGAGAACUGUACAAUCCUUUGUAUGGGUUGUUUUCCACAGUGUACACAGUUUUGGAAUACAUUUAUUAGUAAAUCUAAAGCCUUCCAAAUACUUACAUCUAUUUCUCAAAGUGUUCUCAUGAGUUUUAUCACUUAACAAUAUGGAUAUAUGGCUGCAUUGUACGGCAGAGAACAGAAGUUCUGUGAAACAAACAUUAGAAGAACCAUAUCACUGGAUUCAGGGUAGUUACAUUUUAUAUUGGUCCAUUUUUAAAGUUUUCAGUAAUAGAAUGUUAUAUUAAAUGCAAAAAUAUAUGAAAUAAAAACCUUUUAAGGUUUGUUCCCAU